This is a messenger RNA of Haplochromis burtoni (Burton's mouthbrooder), 1825 nucleotides long. It is a transcript of the gene znrd2, whose product is annotated as zinc ribbon domain containing 2. Lineage: Eukaryota; Metazoa; Chordata; Actinopteri; Cichliformes; Cichlidae. The transcript is spliced from 4 exons. Bases 111 to 800 code for a protein of 229 amino acids. The record is from RefSeq and is a predicted model, not a curated record.
UAGGGGCAGGCGGCUGUGCUCAAAUAUUUGCCGAACGAGGAGGAAGAAACGAGGAGGAAGAAGGAGCGUUGCAUUGCGUCAUCACGUCCAACGUGUAGCACAGAAGAAACAUGGCUUUGAAUGGAGAUGAAGAGGAUUUUAAGUGGGAGCCUCCAACAGAAGCAGAAAUGAAGGUGAUCCAGGCUCGUAGGGAGCGGCAAGACAAAAUCAGCAAGCUGAUGGGAGACUACCUGCUGAAAGGGUACAAGAUGCUUGGAGAAGCCUGCGAAGUGUGUGGGACUAUUCUUCUCCAGGACAAACAGCAGAAAAACUACUGCGUCUCAUGCCAGGAGCUGGACUCUGAUAUUGACAAAGACAACCCUGCCCUGAAUGCUCAGGCUGCAUUGUCCCAGGUGAGGGAAAGGCAGCUCGCAGCCCAGUCCCCCACACCGUCCCAGACUCCUGAGCUCAAUGACAGCCCCAGCAGCAGUCAGGGAAAUAUGUCCAUUCCCCAGCCUAGACCAGAGCACUGUGAGGGGGCUGCCGCAGGUGGAAGAACUCCUCUGCCUCCACCCGCUGUCCCUCCUCCUUCAACUCCAGCCUCCACUGCAGCCCUGGCACCAGCUCGUCCCUCAGUUACUCCACAGAGCUCUGCCCAGCGACUUGUGUUGCAGGAAGCCGAGGAAGCUGUCCUCACCAAACUUCGCUGGGCCACUAACCAGUUACAAAGCUCAGCCUCACUGGAAGCAAGCAUCCAGCUCUGCAGCCUCAUCAACAGCUGUGCCAACUCGCUGCGCAGCCUCAAGGAGCUCACCCAGUAGCUGCCACAGACUGGCUGAAACCCUGGAACACUGUUUCUGCUUGCCUCUGUCUUGGAGUAAUGACUCUGGUUCAGCUUCUCUCUUGCUUAGAGAUGAUUUCAAAAUUGGUCAGAAAGUAUUAUGAAAAUAGGAAUAUAACAUCAAAAGUGCACCGGUUACUCUUGGAUUAAUGUAGUUGUAUAGCUGGCAGAAAUGUUACAAAUUUGACUGUUUUUUUUCACUCUUUUGGAAGUUAGAGCUGAUAUUAAUCUAAAAACAUAAUUAAUUUAACCCAUUCUGUGAUUAAAUUCUUCUAAUAUGGUUUAAUCUAUAGAGCAAAGAGAUAAAUGCCAGUUAACACACGUUUCUAUGCAUUUCCAUUGAGAAAACGCCAGCUUUUUUGAUACAGCACCACAAAUGCUGGACCCUGAGUUGAAACCACUGAUGUCAGUGUCUGAUAGAGGGGCUAUCACCAGAUAUUCACCAAUGAUUUGCUGAAGCAGCCAACAGAGUCUGUCCUGCGUUGUUAUCUCCCCUUAGAAAUGACCCUUUCUUCCUCUCUUUACCACUCGAUUGUCAAACCUGUGGAAAUUUGGGAUGGUCCUCCUUGGGCAGAACUGGCUUCACACUAGUCACAUGUCGGUGGAAAAGAGUUAUAAGGGAUCUUUUACUACAUUCAGAUUUAUAGUCAGUAUUUUUGCCAAAACGCAUCAUUCCUCUAAUGUGGCCCUGUAUUGUCUCACAAAGCCUGCUGCUCAUUCUGGCUCUGUUUCUGUUGUCUCUGCCAUUGUGGCAGUGCAAAGAUGGUCAUUGUAGAAAGUUUUUGUUGUGUAUGUGUUUGAUGCCUAAUGGUGACGGUCAGGUGGCUCGCCGAUGUCUCUAUGAGAGCGCGCAGAGUUCUGGAGUCAGACAUAAUACUUUGAAAAAAGCUGAGAGCAAAUAUACUCUGAAUUGUAUGUUGAUAGAGGAAAAGCCAGCUUCAGUGUUGAUCAAGGUAGUAAAAGAUUUCUAAUAAUGUAUCACAAUAAAGCACUUCUUGUUCAGGA